This is a messenger RNA of Sardina pilchardus (European sardine), 1724 nucleotides long. RefSeq names its product transmembrane protein 223 (gene tmem223). The record is from RefSeq and is a predicted model, not a curated record. The transcript has 2 exons. Gene Ontology annotation, biological process: nervous system development. Gene Ontology annotation, cellular component: mitochondrion. The coding region runs from base 118 to 1011 and encodes 297 amino acids. NCBI's taxonomy places the organism in Eukaryota, Metazoa, Chordata, Actinopteri, Clupeiformes, Clupeidae.
CAGAGGACACAUGAUCAUGUCGACCAAUGUAGCCAAAAUAUUGUAGACAUACCGACUAUUCAUUGACAAACAAUAAUUAUAUUUUUCUUCAGAACUACAGGAAGCGAACAGCGCAAAAUGGGUUUGUUAUGUCUGCUGUCUGGUGCCUCCGGCCGCUCGUGUUUUAUCACUCAGCGAAUCUUAAAUGUUGCACAACUGAGGACUCUCAGGACAACUGCUAAGAGUCAUAUGCAAAAAGAACGACCUCAGUGGAUGUUUAAUUCUUCGGUUUACGCCCCCCAGAACCAGCCGCCACAACAGACUUAUCUUAGAUGUGUAAUGGGUCGAUGGAUAACGCUCAAGAGCAUGUGUCAGUUAAAUGAGAGCAAACUAUGGACCCGGUCGAGACAUGGACAAUGGAUUGACACUGUCAGUAAGGACUCAAGAAGGGGACUUUCCACCUAUUCCACAAACACAGCUGUUGCCAAAGACGUUAUCUUGUUUGAGCAUGACCGUACCAGAUUCUUCAGAUUUCUGGCUUUCUUCUGUGGGGGGCAGUUUCUUUUCUGGACAUAUCUGGCCCACUUUGCCUUCACUGGCUUGCGAGACACGAGGGGUGGCGCUAGUGAGGCAAAGACGGUUAGAGCUGAACUUGGGGGAUGGUUUAGUUUUGAUAUGAAUUUGGGAUCAAAUGCAUGGAGGUUUGGAUUUACCGUAGCAUGUCUGGCUAUAGGUGGCGGAAUAAUUGGACUGGGCGUUCUGUUCUGCCGUCACUCCGUCAGCCGUGUGAUUCUGCACAAAGGUGGCGGGAUGGUGACCGUGUCCACGCAGUCCCCGCUGGGCCUGAGUAACGCCAGGAGCAUGACCUUGCCCCUGUCUCAGGUGGCCUGUCAUGCGCACAGACACGAGUCCCCUUCUUUCAUACCUCUCAAGGUCAAAGGUCAGAAAUUCUACUUCCUGCUGGACAAAGAAGGGAAGAUAAACAAUGCAAAACUUUUUGACGUCACUGUUGGAGCAUACAGACCAUUUUAAAUGUUGAAUAUAUGCUUUUGUGGCCUCCAAAUGACAAAGAAAGUGAAAGACAGUAGACUUCUGUUGGUAAUUGAAACUCAGAAGUGGCCUAUGCUAUGUAAAUGCGUUGCAUUUGGCCCAGAUCUGGCCCUAAUGUGGCAUGGAUUUGGACCGGAUUCAUCUCAGUUUUCAAAACAAUGGUGUGAUGUUGCAGAGUGUGACAUAAUAGUCUGUGGAGAAAUGUUAUCCUUAAGUGCUGUGGAUGCCGACACUUGCAUUCAAUUAGCCUACAUUAUUGCCAAUACAACUCCGCACACCAGUGGAGGUGGUGGCAGAGUUUGAGGUCGGUGUGCGGAGUUGUAUUUAGAAUAGUGUUGUCAAGGUAGCGGAGUACGCCGCAUUCAUGUUGACACUGGUCUCCCCAACACUCCAUCCUGCCAAGUUGUCUUUUGGUACACUGUUUAUGUUUAUCCAUGAAUAAAACUAUUGCUUUUGAUGAUCCAUGACACUGAAUGUAAUCAAUGCCCAGAGGGAAGUAUAUGUUGAUAGGGCAGUUGUUUACAACAAAUGGUGUUUUGUGGUAUUGUUUUGUUACUUAAAUUGAUUCCACAAUUCAAACUAGAAACAUACAAUCUCUUUUAACCUUCUUCAGCCGUAAUACUCUACUAACUCUUCAGCAGAGUAUGUACGAGAGUACGUCCCUGAUGUUGUGAAACCAUAUUUACAUCAUAAGU